Molecule: messenger RNA, 1298 nt
Organism: Haliotis rufescens (red abalone)
Lineage: Eukaryota; Metazoa; Mollusca; Gastropoda; Lepetellida; Haliotidae
Product: laccase-2-like
Exons: 5
Coding region: 1-879 (292 amino acids)
Biological process (GO): iron ion transport
Cellular component (GO): plasma membrane
Molecular function (GO): oxidoreductase activity; copper ion binding
Source: RefSeq, a predicted model, not a curated record
AUGGAGCUUUUGAACCCCUGGAACAAGAAGGGCACCCCUGACCUGACCCCCGUGUCGUGGCUGAACACCACCCUGGCAGACCCCCUUCACAUGAAACAGGUGCCCGAUAAGAAGUUCUACUUUGCAAUGGACUUCAACAAGGUAGACAACUACGUUUUCAAUCACGAAGAGUUAUACCCCUUGGCUGCCGUCAACCGGAACAAGAGACUAUAUUUGCCACAGAUGAACCACAUCACCAACAUUGCACCUCCGUCACCCCCGUUGUCUCCGUAUGAUGAUAUUCCCAAGGACAUGUUCUGCGGCCCCCACAACACCAGGAACUGCACGCAUCAAUACUGUGAGUGUAUCCACGUCAUCAAGGUCGACCUGGACGACACCGUGGAGAUGGUGCUCAUUGAUGAGGGCGUCACCUUCAACGCCAACCACCCGAUACAUCUGCAUGGCCAUCACUUCCGGGUAGUUGCGAUGGACAGGGUCAACCAAUCAACCUCUUUAGAAGAGAUAAAAAUGAUGGAUGAAGCUGGUCUGAUAGAGAGGAAUCUAGAAACACCCAUAGCUAAAGAUACUGUCACGGUUGCUGAUGGGGGUUACACAAUCAUCAGGUUUCAUGCUGAUAACCCGGGUUUCUGGCUGAUGCACUGCCACAUUGACUUCCAUCAGUCAAUCGGGAUGGGCCUCAUCGUGCAGGUUGGGGAGUUGAACCAGAUGCCCCGACCCCCCAAACACUUCCCCAAGUGUGGGAACUGGCAGUACAAAGAGGAGGUCGAUUUGGAGGAGAAGCCCCGGUGCCCCGUCAAUGGAGCAGGACGCAACCACAGAGAGUCCUGGCUGUUGAUGUAUGCUGCCAUUUUAAGCAUCUUGUGCAUCAAAUCCAUGUGAAAUGAACGAUAUUCAUAUAAUUACACUCAACGGGGCGUCGUGUCGUGCAUAGACAUUGGUGCAUGUCUUUUUGGAGAAGAUCAAAAUUUUAUUGACACCAACAUUUUUUGUUUGCUACAUUACUAAAGAUGUUCAGCUAUGUGAUCAUGUGGACAAAGUAUUGAUGGUUGAAUCCGAGCACUCGAUGUAAGAGGAAAGAGAUUUUAAAUCCAGUGCUCGAUGUGCAGCAGAUCAUAUCAAAAAGGUUGUCUUAGAAUCGUGAUAGGUUACGAGAAAGUCUUGUUUUGAUCAUACACUGAACACAUAAAUACAUAAAGGAAUGAGAGUCACAAUGUACCUCUUCACAUCGGCAAUACAUCAUCAAUAUAGCGUCUUUAUAUCACAAAUAUAUAUUUCUAAUAAAAUAUUUCAUAUCACUA